GCGACGAAGAGGAGGAAUACUGAUUCGUCUUAUCGAACCAUAUGGCGGAAUAAUUCCAAGACGAAAAACACUUUCUUUGUCAAGUUUUCCUAGGCUAUCUAGACCUUUUUGCUGAGCAGGAGCGGCAAAUUCUACUGCUCCGUGCUACCGCCGCAACUGUCUCCGCAGUGCACACUUGGGGAUAGAAGGAAAUUUCCGACUGGCUUCGGGGACUAAUUUCAAGCUACCAGGCAGGAUAAGAGAGAGAGAAGGAGAAAAUAUCAGCAAGCCCAACGACCUCUGUAAUAAGUCAUCACAUAUUCAUCCACCGGCUUACGCACGUACGUCUAUCUACAAACCUUCGCCCCUUACAAGGCCAGUCAGCCAACCAGCGGAUAAAGGAUAUACACGCAUCCACUCACCAAUUCACCAUCCAUCACCUCCAAACCAUCCCAAGCGACUAAAACCCCGCCCACAACGAUCCACAAAUGUCCUCAAACGUCGGCCUCUCCACCCCGCGCGGCAGCGGUACAUCCGGUUACGUCCAGCGCAACCUCUCCUUCCUCAAGCCGCGCGAUGCCGGCUACGGCGGCGCCCCUUACCCGCCCCCCUCAGCCACCGGUGCCAACACAGACCGCCAAUCCAACGGCUCCUUCAAGCAGCGCAAGCCGGACCAGCAGAUCCUAGAGCAUGAUCGGCGGCGGGCGAUCGAGGUGAAGAUUUUGGAGGAGCGGGAUCGGUUGGAGGAGGCGAAUGAGGGGGUGGGGGGGGGGGAUAAGUUGUCGGAAGAGGAGAUUGAGGAGAGGUUGGAUGGGAUACGGAAGAGGCUGGUGGGGGAGUUGGAGGAGGAGUUGAAGGGGGGUGGUCUUGGUGGUGGUGAUAGCAGGCGUGGACAGCUUGGUGCAAGGGAUGGUGAGAGGGUUAAGGGGGGAAGGAAACAGUUUAAGACAUACCAGGUGCAUGAGCUGGCGGAGGCGAAGAUUGAGGAGAGCGAGAGGUUGAGGAGGGCUUUGGGGAUUAGAGGGGAUGGGAAGCAGGGGGAUGAGUGGAGGUGGGGUGGCAAUGGUGGGAGGUGGCGGGAGAAGAAGGAGGUGGGGAGGGAGGUGGGGAGGGAGAGGGAAAGGGAAGGAGAAAGUGAUAGAGCUGGGCAUAGAGAUGGGCAUCGAGACCGGGAGCGGAGCCGGGACCGGGAUCGAGAUCGGGAUGGGUAUCAGAGUAGAUCUCGGCGAGACCGGUGAGAGGAAAGGCCGUGUACUUUAUAUGUUAUCUGGAUAUGAACUGUUGUGGAUUAUUUGGCGCAUUAAGGCGUUCUUGCGGGAAGGUCUGCUCUGCUUGUUUUGAAGCGUCAAUGGUUUGUUGAAGCCGAUAAGAGCGUUUGAAAAUUAAGCUAUGCAUCAACGACUGGCUUCAAAUUAUGUGGAUUCAUUUUUAUUUCAUGAAUAUAGCUCUGUACUAUGAAAUGUGCAACGGUCCUCUCAAUCAUCCGAGAUAAUCUCUCUAAAUGUACCCUCAGAAACGCCAAUUAUAUAGCCGAAGCCCAACUCAUGAAUAUAUAUACAGCGAUAGAUAAAAUAAUGCUACUUAAUAAACUUCUCAAUUACCCACCCAUGCUUCCUAUCCUUCCUCUGCACCACCUUCUUUGCU
Molecule: messenger RNA, 1623 nt
Organism: Blastomyces gilchristii SLH14081
Lineage: Eukaryota; Fungi; Ascomycota; Eurotiomycetes; Onygenales; Ajellomycetaceae
Product: pre-mRNA-splicing factor CWC21
Exons: 1
Coding region: 468-1217 (249 amino acids)
Source: RefSeq, a predicted model, not a curated record